AAGACGUAUCUAUUUUGCUUUUGCACGAUAUUUGAACUGGUUUUUCAGUUAGAAUAGAACGUUGUUUGUUGUGUUGUGUUGUUGAACAUGAGUGACAGUGGCGUAGAUUGUGUCGAAGGUGAAAGAGUGCACUUAGGCAACUUCAGUUCACCUAAGGUGCUCUGUGAAGAGCUGAGCUCCAUUGCCACUGAUGGACAGUUACCUGACGGGUUUCAGUUGCUAAAACCUGAAUCUUCAGGAAGACAAAGGCACAAUUCUUUGUGUUCGCCAAGCAGAAAACACCCCGACCAACGGAGGCGAUCACGUUCUGUACAACUAGACAAAUCAAAUGAUUUGCACUUCGAAAAGAAGUCUCUACAGAAGAAAUUUGUCAGUACAGCAGAAGCAAUGUACAAAUUCCAGAGAAGUACACCUGAGAGAUUCCAUACAAAGCCUGUUAUAGAUGGUUCACAGAGGUGGCAGGCUAGCCAAGUAAACCCAUCUUACAAGAAAUUACGGUGUACUGUGCCACAGUCACCUAACUUCACUUCUCAUUUACGUGUCAGACCUGUAACUUACCCGUCAAAAGAGGAGCGGGAGGAGGCUGAACUGCAGCAAAUGCAAAAGUACAUUUUCAAGGCAGCACCAUUAAAAGCUGAUAUCUUAAAGGAACCACAAUUGCCCAAGAAAGUUGAUCCAAAACCAGUGACGAAACCUAGCCCAUUUCAGUUGACUGAAGUGAAGAAGUUCACAGGGGCUGCAAAACUGAUCAACGAAUCUCAAACUGUGCGUACUAACAGGAACAUAUUUCCAUAUGAAAAGCGGGCUGCAAGAUCUGAACAUAAUACUGAUCAUCCUGUGUGGGAGAAAAAAGUCGCAGAAGCAGUAGCUAACAAGGAUAUGGAGCAGAAGGGUGUAAAGAAAGCAACACCUAUAAAGCGUGUAACAGUACCUGCACCAUUCACAUUUGAGGAGAGGGACAGAAUAAGACAGCAGCAGAAAGAAGAAAAAAUAAGACAGGUUUUAGAAGAGGAGAAAAGAGCUCGGGAAUUCCGUGCAAAUCCAAUACCCAAAUCAGUAAAAUGUUCAGUCUCACAAUCAGAAUUAAAAUCUCACCCUCCUACACAACCCGAACCUUUCCAUUUGUAUACUGAGGAAAGAAGAGUGCAGCAUGAAGAAGCACUGAAAGCAAAACUUGAAGAAGACCGUCGAGCAGCAGAAGUGACACAGUUCAAAGCCAGGCCUCCUGUUGUCCUCAUGAAAAAACCUUUUGAACCAGUGAAGCCACACCGUGUGUUCAAAGAAAUAACAGCUAUAUGUUUAAAUACUGAUAUUCGUUCAAAAGAGCGUGAAAGAUUUGAAAUGAAAAUAAAGGAAAAAGAAAUGCUUAUGGAAGAAUGCAGGAGACAACUCAAAGAGGAGCAGGAAAGAGAAGAGGAAGAAGAAAAAGCAAGACUGCGCAGGGAGGCUAUUCAUAAGGCCCAACCCAUUUCCAAAUAUGCUCCUGUUGUAGUUGCAAAAUCUACAAAAGAACUGACUGUACCAGAAUCACCAUUUUCAAGAACUAAGACACACAAACACUGACUGAGGUUUUAUGACUUGGCACUAUUAUGUAUUUGUAGUCCUUGUUUAUUUUUGAUAUGUUUUAAAACUAUAUAUUAAUAUUCUUUAAAAGCAUGUUUAAUAAAGUCUCUUGUAUAAUUAAAUGUCAAUAGUUGUCUGUAGAUAAGAAUGUGUCUAUUUUUAAUUAGACUGGGAAAGUUACAUAAAAGUAUCUACCAAAAGUGAUUACUUUAUAACAAUGGUAAUAGUGUAUGACAGAAGGGCUCAUGUUGUUUGUACAUGAGCUUUUUCAAGAGCUAAUACAAGUAAACAAAACAAAUGAGAUUUUAUUAUUUGCCAAUGUAAUUUUAUAUUUCUUGUU
Messenger RNA from Schistocerca piceifrons (Central American locust), 1903 nucleotides. Its product is annotated as targeting protein for Xklp2 homolog. The record is from RefSeq and is a predicted model, not a curated record. The transcript is spliced from 11 exons. Bases 88 to 1563 code for a protein of 491 amino acids. NCBI's taxonomy places the organism in Eukaryota, Metazoa, Arthropoda, Insecta, Orthoptera, Acrididae. Gene Ontology annotation, biological process: regulation of mitotic spindle organization; activation of protein kinase activity. Gene Ontology annotation, cellular component: microtubule; spindle.